Messenger RNA from Selaginella moellendorffii, 894 nucleotides. Its product is annotated as probable xyloglucan endotransglucosylase/hydrolase protein 5. The transcript has 4 exons. The record is from RefSeq and is a predicted model, not a curated record. Lineage: Eukaryota; Viridiplantae; Streptophyta; Lycopodiopsida; Selaginellales; Selaginellaceae. Gene Ontology annotation, biological process: cell wall biogenesis; xyloglucan metabolic process. Gene Ontology annotation, molecular function: xyloglucan:xyloglucosyl transferase activity; hydrolase activity, hydrolyzing O-glycosyl compounds. Bases 1 to 894 code for a protein of 297 amino acids. Gene Ontology annotation, cellular component: apoplast; cell wall.
AUGGGUGUUCCCGAAGUCAUUGCAUUGCUGUUGGUGGUCGAGAUUGUGCUCUCUGCUCGUCUCCCACUAAAGUCCGAUGUUUCUUUCUCUGAGAACUACUAUGUCCGAUGGGCCAACGAUCACACGCGAAUGCUCAACGGUGGCACCGAAAUGCAGCUUGUUCUGGACAAGGCGUCAGGUGCUGGAUUUGGAUCCCGGAGCAAAUACUUAUUCGGUCAUGUCAGCAUGAAAAUCAAGCUGGUUCCGAAUGAUUCCGCUGGAACUGUGACGGCAUUCUACAUGUCAUCCGAGACUGACAAGCACGAUGAGAUCGACUUUGAGUUCUUGGGGAAUGUCUCCGGGCAGCCUUACAUCGUCCAGACCAAUGCUUUCGCCAAUGGCGUUGGAAACCGGGAGCAGCGACACUACCUCUGGUUCGACCCGACUCAGGACUUCCACAGCUACUCCAUCCUCUGGAACAAGCAGCAGAUCGUAUUUUACGUCGACGAUGUCCCUCUGCGUGUCCACAAGAACAACGAAGCCAUCGGGAUCCCAUUCCCAAAGAGCCAGCCCAUGGGGAUCUACUCGAGCCUGUGGAACGGAGACGACUGGGCUACUCGCGGUGGCCUGGAGAAGAUCAACUGGGAUCACGCUCCAUUCGUGGCGGCGUACAAGGGAUUCAGCGUGGAUGCUUGCGCAGGGGGCGUGGAAUCGUGCAGCGCUCCCAUGGGCAAGUGGUGGGAGCAAGAGGCUUUCCAGAGCAUCGACCAGGAAGCCAAGGGCCAGCUCCAGUGGGUCAAGGACAACUACAUGAUCUACGACUACUGCAACGAUAGCAAGAGGUUUCCCACCAUUUCAGCCGAGUGUGAGAGAGAGAGAGAGAGCAUGUUACAUUGUAAAUCUCUUCUGGUUUAA